CAUAAAAAAUAGCUGAAAGAAAUGAGUUGCCGUAUAUAUGCAAGCGAUAUCUUCAAUGCUGCUAAACUCGGAAAUAUUGAACCAUUGCAUAUUGCCUCGAUAAACUGCAAAAAAAGAUAUGGCGAAACUGCGCUCAUGAUGUCUGUUGAUGCCAAUAAUGUGCUGGCAUUAAAAACCCUACUCUCAGCAGGUGCUGAUCCUAAUAUAUCUAGGAACAAUAAUGAUGGCAUCACAGCACUGGCUAUAGCUGUGGUAAAAAACAGAGUUGAAUGUGUGAAGGAACUCAUCAGGGCAGGAGCUUUCUUAAAUUGUAAGCGUGGAUUAAAGGCUUUAAAGAUGGCGAGGGAUGAAACGUUUUUGGAUGCUGUUGUGGAAGGGGAGCAAGCUAUGAAAAAAUAUAUAAAACAAGAUUCGGACCAACGGGGUACAGCAGUUUAUGUAGCUUUCAAGAAGAAUUGUUUUAAUUUACUCAUUGCGUUAAUAGACUCGGGGGUUUCUUUGAGUUUAAGAUCAUUAUCGUACAAAGAUACGACAGAAAAUAAAAAAAUGACUACAUUGCUUCUGAAAGCAGCUGAAAUAACUCUUAACGAAAAAGUAGGAGAUGGGCAGACUCUACUAAAACAAGCCAUACGAUUAAAAGAUAUACAGUUUUUAAAAUUUCUGAUAGAAAAUCAUGUCGAUCUUAAUGUUGCAGAUUCCACCGAAAACACAUGUCGUGAUGGUCAAGUUGCGUUAGUAAACGUACUUCUGGCUGGGGCUAAAAUGGAAGCGGUAAGGUGA
Molecule: messenger RNA, 780 nt
Organism: Physella acuta
Lineage: Eukaryota; Metazoa; Mollusca; Gastropoda; Physidae
Product: ankyrin repeat domain-containing protein 29-like
Molecular function (GO): protein binding
Source: RefSeq, a predicted model, not a curated record